Lodderomyces margitis is the source of this 1425-nucleotide messenger RNA. RefSeq lists its product as uncharacterized. The record is from RefSeq and is a predicted model, not a curated record. NCBI's taxonomy places the organism in Eukaryota, Fungi, Ascomycota, Pichiomycetes, Serinales, Debaryomycetaceae. The transcript has a single exon. The coding region runs from base 1 to 1425 and encodes 474 amino acids.
AUGGACGAGGAUGACAUUGACGCGCUAGACCUAUCGGUAAAGCCAAAGACUGUGCGUGUAUAUAAAUCACCGCAACUAGAACCUGAUGCUUCAUUAUCACGAAGAACAGAGAUAUCCCCGGUUGACAAUGUAGUCGAUGCUGAGGUGAAUGAUGAACUACGCCUGCCCGAGCUAACACAAGAAAUAAAGCUUAAGCCUAUAUUCAGAAAGAAACCAGUGCAACCCAAUCAAUCAUCAUCCCGACGGACAGGAAUAGGUCUGAUUGACGAUGGAGCUGAAUCGGAGGUAAAGGAAGAACCAACUUUUCCCACCAUACAUCGAGUAAUAAAACUUGAUCCCAAAUUCAGAAGGAAACAAGUGAUACCUGAUGUAUCGUCCUCACGAAGCAGAAGAGUAUCCCCAAUUGACAAUAAACCUGAAACUGAGGAGUCAAACGACAAUGAAGACGUUCAACUAAACAUCAAACCUUCCUUGACCUUCCAACGACGAGACCCAAAUGAAUCAUCAAAACGACGAUUGAACUUGUCCAAAUACAAAGUCAGUCAUAAGAAUGAUGAAGAAGUUAUAGAACAAACUGGUGGAGAGAGCGUAAAAGAAGUACCAAAUGACCAGCCCCUCAAUGAAGAUCUACUUGAAUUCGACAACGACCCUGAGAAUAACCCCGUAAUUGCCAACAUUGACACCUUGGACUUUGCUAUUCCUGCCGUAGGAGAGUUUUCAUUUCGGAGAGAUUUCAAGGUUGAUUCACCUAGAUCACCGAGUGAUGAAUCAGCAUCAGGAUCCCGUCAAUCAGACAACAUUGAUACAAGCCAACCUUCCAACCGCUUUGCUUCAAAUAAUCCCUCGUAUGUUCCUAUCGCAUCCAAUGCCGAGCCAAGUUUAUCCAAACGAGAAUAUCUCAACCAAAUUGCAUCUGAGUACAACGACGAUAAGAAUUAUGAUGAUGGUGCAGCGACAUCUUCAUCGUUGAAUCAAGAGCUACGACAACAACAACCAGAUUACGAAGCUGAACGUAACCACGACUAUGAAUUGAAUGAUGAGGAUAUGGGAGUGCUUAAGCAUAAUGUUGAUUUUGAAAAUAAGUACAAUGAUGAGAUUGUUAGUGAUUAUGGAUCUGGUGUUAGUGAUGGUGACUAUGAUUAUGAUAGGUACGGGUCCGGUUAUGGACCAAGGUUUGGAUCUGGUCAUGGGAACGGCUAUGGCUAUAACACUGGGUAUAAUUAUCAAAGGAUGAAGCCAAAACCGGCCAAAAUGAAAGUAUACACGAUCCAAGAACAAAUUGACCGAAUUGAACAGGAGUUGAAAUUGCAACGAGCUAAACGAAUGCAGAAAGAAGUGAAAAGAGGUAAUGUUUUGAAACGCAAGGAUGAGAUUCAACAGAAACGUGAAGCAUUAGUGAAGAAAUUAGAGGAUUGGGAAAUUUAG